Messenger RNA from Xenia sp. Carnegie-2017, 2965 nucleotides. RefSeq names its product X-ray radiation resistance-associated protein 1-like. Gene Ontology annotation, molecular function: protein binding. NCBI's taxonomy places the organism in Eukaryota, Metazoa, Cnidaria, Anthozoa, Malacalcyonacea, Xeniidae. Gene Ontology annotation, cellular component: nucleus. The record is from RefSeq and is a predicted model, not a curated record.
UCUUGUUUAUUGCCUUUAUAAACGAUCAGUUCUUCAAUUUUAAUUAUUUUAUGUGGUUUUUGUACUCAAAAUCUUUUGUUUUUUAUUUUUUUUAAACAAAAAUAAUGUAAAAGCACAAAAAUUGUUGACAUGACAGAACUUGGUAAAAAUGUUGGAUUUUUUGGACAAUGUUUUCCUGUACGGAGUUUAACAAGAACGAACUUUUCAGAAGGAGAUGGUGGUGCUUGGCUUGUUGCUUAUAAAGCUGAACAAAGAAAUCGUUUUAAUGCUGUUUUGUGUCGUGAGCCAGAUGUAAAUUUAUCUGGUGAAUGGUUUGACAAAAAAGGAAAUCUGAAAAGAACAAAUAACCCAUUGUUUGAUACCAAAGGAAAACUUGAUGCAAAAUUCUUGUUAAAUGUAUGUUGUGUUGCUGAUCCUUUGGAUGUUUACAGCAUAAAUAUUUCUGGGAAAGACUUGUGUCUAGUAAAUGAUGGUGAUUUUUCAAUGUUUAAAAAUGUUUUUCAUAUUGAUGCUGGAGAGAACAAUCUUCAGUUGGACAAUUUUCGAGAAUUUCCAAGCUUAAAAAGUUUGGAACUUCCUCUGAACAACAUUGGAGGAAAAGUUGUUAUCAAUGAAAAAGACUUUACAUCCUUGGAUACGUUAGAUAUGUCUUGUAAUAGUUUAACAGAAAACGAUAUUUUAGCCCUGGGAGUUUUGCCAGCACUAAAAGUUUUACAUUUGACAGGAAAUCAGUUAGAAAGCUUACCAACAGGAAUGUCUAAGCCUGUUUCAAAUCGUCAAAAUACAUUCCAUUCAAAUUUGGAAAAACUUUGGCUGGAUCAAAACUAUCUCACGGAUAAAGAUACGUUUAGUUGUCUUGCUGAUUUAAAGAGACUGAAAUACUUGAACCUGGCUCACAAUAAAAUUUCAUCAGUACCAUAUUUACAAUUACUUCACGCCAAGUCUAAAUCAUAUAAAAAUACAACCGAAGAAAAUACUCAAAGAGAAAGACAACAUAUGUUGAAUGAAAUGGUUAAUCAGAAAAUUGACAAUGGCAAUAGUAAAAAAUCUAUCCUUGAAGAAGACUUGUUUGGUGCAGUUGAUUCUGAACGUCAGCCAGAUUAUCACCAUGAAACUGUGAAAAAUCAAUGCAAUCAAGAUCGAUAUAUGUCACCAUUUUCAUCACUUCGUAUUAUAAAUUUGGCCAACAACCAUAUUAAGGAUGAAGAAGAUCUACUAGAACUAUCAACAUGGCCUUGUCUUGAAAAAGUGGUUAUAUGGGGUAACCCAGUGGCAAUUAGUGGUAGAUGGGGACCUCCAAUGGUCAUGCAACAACUGAGUCUUGUAGCAGGGAUAGAAGUUACUAGGUAUGGUGUACAGUUAUUGGAUAAACUCGUCAUUUUCUUCCAAACAUUUUAUCACCAAUGUAUUUGUAAGCUUAUUUAUUCAACAUUUCUAUUUAAUACGACAUUUCAAGCAAACUUUUUCUUUGUGCAUAAACCUUCAAAUAAAGAUAAGACACAAACAAUCAAAAUACCAAGAAAAGUAAGUAUUAGAUGUUUCUACAAGAAAUCUUCUAACGUUGGAGCCACCGAAGCAUUCAACAGUAGGAUCUACGUACAAACUUAUUCCCCAAUAUCUUCAUCCAAUGGAAACGAUACAAAGAUGGACGACAACCAAAAUAACCAACAUGAUAUGAACGAUCUGUGUACUUAUAUUGAUGACCAAACUAACAUCACUCCAAGACAAACUACUCCCUCAGAAGAGCGUAUUUUUCUUACACAGACUGACAAUGAUGAAAAUGAUGAAAUACUAAUCUACAACAAUGAACCUAAACAAACCACGAUUCCAGACAGUGUAAAUGAUAAACCUAAAAUAUCUAAAAAAUACAAGGGAUAUGAAGAUUUACUGACCAUUGAUGAACAAUAUCCUGAGGAAAUAGAGCUACCAAGGACAAUACAAGGCAACGUAACAGCUUUACAAUAUGUGUUAGAUCAUCCACUUACGUUUACACAGCAUAGCUUACAGCAGCAAAAGACCGAAAGAACGUCGAAAUUAACGAGGCACUCUGCGGUAACUAAACAGCUCAACAACAAUAAUGGAAAGAAGAUUCCAGGUUCAACCACUGUGGAACAGCUGGGUUUAAUACUUGACAGAAUGUGUUUGCACAAAAAAUCAAUAGAGAGUAACUUAGAAAAUUUUCUAAAAGAAAAGAAUUUUAAAAAGAAUAAGAAAGAGAUAAAAGAAGCCAAAAGAUUGCUUAAUGAGGUUCAAAAAAAAUACAAUGAAGUACGAUGUGAGUCAUUAAAGUUAACAAACAUCAACGACGACUCAUAUUUUCAAGAAAGCAGGGCAGGAUCUUGAUGAUGCCCAUUUUUCCAGAAGUAAUUAAACAAAACAAUAAUAAUAAAGAUUUCUCAAUCACUCACCUAACAAUUGCUUUUAAAUAACUAAUCUUUUUACAUUAAAAUACAUUCGUAAUGAUUUAACCAUGAUUAUUGAACAGUUUAAACUUUAACUGUAUAAACAUGGUAUGAACAGAAGUACAUGGUGUUGUGUUUCCGGCUCUCCGCAGUGCUGCUGUAUAUAUUUUCUAGUGAAUGACUGAAUGUUAUUGGCUAGAAGUAAUGCACGUUGUGAUUGGUUGUAAUAUAAUAUAAAUGCCUGAGCUUCAUGUUGUGUCCACGUGGUCACAGCGAAGAUCUGCUACGAAGCAGCAUACGGAGAAUUGUCCACAAGAUUGUUGAUUUAUUCUUGCAUUGAUCACAUCUUUGGGCAAUGUCUCGUCUCUCACAUGCUUCGGGGAAAGUCCCCAGACUACUGGUAGAAAGUACCAGACGUAAAUUCUUCAGUUUUCCGUGUUGCUCUAUGGCCAAGAUACCUUACGGUGGAGCCGAACAUAUGGAAGAUGUUUCGUCAAAGCACAGUUAUGCAGAUGGCCAGUGAUGGUUCAACUCAAUGGGGCUUAUUCUUGCUGUGACCACCA